AUGAGGAUACUGGAACCUUUGUCAAAUGAUGAAUUUUUGCCAGAGAAUUUGAAAGAUCUAUAUUCAAAAUUCCUCCAGGAAUUAAUAGAUGAGCUUUCCCCACGACAAGAGCAACUUCAAAUCACAUACUCAAAAGCAAAGAAGAAUUUAAAUGAUACUGAUGGAAUAUUUUACUACCCAGGUGAUUUGAAGAAGGUUAAGGGGAUAGGUGCUACUAUAAUCUCAAGACUUGAAGCCAAAAUACAAGAAUAUUGCAAUGAACGUGGAAUACGGCCACCAGAGCCGAAAGCUGCAAGAGAUGUUCCAACUGGUACGAAGAGAUCGAGAACAGCAUUACGAACAGAUAGCAAUAAGGAACAAAUCAGUCAAACAACGGAUACUCAACCUCCUAAAAAGCAAAGAAAAAAAGUGUAUAUCCCAAAGAAACGAUCGGGUGGGUAUGCAAUUCUUUUAGGGCUAUUAGAAUUAAGAGCAGUAAAACGUGGAUAUUCCAAGGAGGAAGUGAUAACAUCAGCUCAAAAGUAUACUGAUCAUAGUAUGGAGGGAAAUUUUGCAACAAAGGAGUUCUAUGGUUCUUGGUCGUCAAUUAACUCGUUAAAGAAACACAAUUUAAUAGUAGAGGUUGGUCGCCCAAAGAGGUAUUCAUUAACUGAGGAAGGAGUAACCUUAGCUGAAACUUUAAAGACAGCAGAUGGAAUAGUUUUUCAAAGAGAAAGGGAGAAAGAAGGAAGUCGAGAUAACUCAAUGAGAGAUAUUGAAACAACAGCAAACCUGAGUGAACUACUUGAGAAGGAGAAAUUAUCACCAUCAUUUAGGCAAGGAAAACCAAACUCAUCGUUUAUUGAUUAUACGUUCGAAUCAACUGGUACACCCAUUGGUACUAACCGGGCCCUGACCCCAAACAGAAACCCCACUGUACCUUCUGGAAAGAGUCCAUCCAGUGUCCCAUCUAAAAAUACUUUUAGAAAAAGAUUUAAUGGGGUCAGCUACGAGUUGUGGGUUAAAGGAAGCUACGAAGUCUAUCCAAUUAUUGAUCAUAGAGAGGUGAAAUCCCAAAAUGAUCGAGAGUUCUUCUCAAAUGCAUUUGCUCGAAAGGGAAUGAAAAAUGAAAUACGGCAACUUGCUUUAGGUGAUAUAUUAUGGGUUGCAAAGAAUAAACGUACAGGAUGCCAAUGUGUAUUGAAUACCAUCGUGGAAAGAAAACGUUUGGAUGACCUAGCAUCAAGUAUUAGGGACAACAGAUUUAUGGAACAAAAGAAUAGACUUGAAAAAAGUGGAUGUUCCAAUAAAUAUUAUUUAAUAGAAGAAACUAUGGGAGGCUCAAUUGGAACCAUGGGUGAGGCAUUAAAGACAGCACUGUGGCUAAUCUUGGUCUAUUAUAAAUUUUCAAUGAUCAGAACCAUGAAUUCUGAUGAGACUGUAGAAAGAAUUUACGCCCUUAAUGAGGUUAUUGAACAUCAUUAUUCUAAGAAAUCACUUCUAGUGUUAUACCCGAAUAAUAUGGAGAACCAAGAUGAUUAUAAGAAAGUACUAGAGACCUUUAAGAGUGAGUUUGAAAGAAAGGGUAAUAUUGAAUGCUGUCAUAGCUUUGAAUGCUUCCAAGAAAUGAUGGGCAAAAGUGAAAUGAGAACCAUAGGGGAACUUACAAUAAAUGUGCUGAUGUUUAUAAAGGGCGUCUCAUUAGAGAAGGCAAUUGCCAUACAAUCAAUCUUUCCCACCUUAAAUCAUAUUUUAAACGCCUAUCAACGGUGCAAAUCCCCGCACGAAGCAAACAUGCUAAUGUUUUCAAAAUUGGGCGAAGCACCAGGAACUAAACGUAUUACUAAAGGAUUAUCAGAAAAGAUUGCCGACGUUUUCAGUACAUUAUAG
Naumovozyma castellii is the source of this 1869-nucleotide messenger RNA. It is a transcript of the gene MUS81, whose product is annotated as Mus81p. Lineage: Eukaryota; Fungi; Ascomycota; Saccharomycetes; Saccharomycetales; Saccharomycetaceae. Bases 1 to 1869 code for a protein of 622 amino acids. The transcript has a single exon. The record is from RefSeq and is a predicted model, not a curated record.